CAUGUAGGCUUUCUGCUGGAGAAGCUUUUUUUGCGAAACUUUAAGGAUGAUAUACCUUGGAUGUUUCCUGCUGCUCUGUGGGCUCACGCAUGUCAUGGCAAGUUAUCCCAUCUGGUGGUCACUAGCAGUGGGCCAGCAGUACUCAUCACUGGGCACUCAACCUAUCCUCUGUGGAAGCAUCCCGGGUCUGGUGCCCAAGCAGCUGCGAUUCUGCCGGAACUAUGUGGAAAUCAUGCCCAGUGUGGCUGAGGGCGUGAAGAUUGGCAUCCAGGAGUGCCAGCACCAGUUCAGAGGCCGACGCUGGAACUGCACCACAGUCAACGACAACCUGGCCAUCUUUGGGCCAGUGUUGGACAAAGCCACUCGAGAGUCAGCAUUUGUUCAUGCUAUCGCCUCGGCGGGAGUGGCAUUUGCAGUGACCCGUGCCUGCGCUGAGGGUUCGGCCACCAUCUGCGGAUGUGACACACGCCACAAGGGCCCCCCCGGUGAGGGAUGGAAGUGGGGUGGCUGCAGCGAGGAUGUGGAGUUCGGCAGCAUGGUGUCCCGGGAGUUUGCUGAUGCGAGGGAGAAUCGCCCUGAUGCACGCUCAGCCAUGAACCGCCAUAACAAUGAGGCAGGAAGAAUGUCCCUCAAUGACAACAUGUUCCUGAAGUGUAAGUGCCACGGGCUCUCGGGCAGCUGCGAGGUCAAGACAUGCUGGUGGUCUCAGCCUGACUUCCGAGUUAUUGGUGACUACAUGAAGGAUAAGUAUGACAGCGCAUCAGAGAUGGUGGUGGAGAAACACAAGGAGUCCCGUGGAUGGGUGGAGACCCUGAGACCCAAGUACAACUACUUCAAACCCCCGACGGAGCGAGACCUGGUUUAUUACGAAAGCUCACCCAAUUUCUGCGACCCCAAUCCCGAGACCGGCUCCUUUGGCACCCGCGACCGCAUCUGCAACCUGACGUCCCACGGCAUAGACGGGUGCGACCUCCUCUGCUGCGGCAGAGGCCACAACACCAGGACUGAGAAGAGAAAAGAAAAGUGCCACUGCAUUUUCCACUGGUGCUGCUACGUCAGCUGUCAGGAGUGCGUGAGGGUCUACGACGUGCACACCUGCAAAUAA
Messenger RNA from Chelmon rostratus (copperband butterflyfish), 1105 nucleotides. RefSeq names its product wingless-type MMTV integration site family, member 3A (gene wnt3a). The record is from RefSeq and is a predicted model, not a curated record. The coding region runs from base 47 to 1105 and encodes 352 amino acids. Lineage: Eukaryota; Metazoa; Chordata; Actinopteri; Chaetodontiformes; Chaetodontidae. Gene Ontology annotation, molecular function: cytokine activity; frizzled binding. Gene Ontology annotation, cellular component: extracellular region. The transcript is spliced from 4 exons. Gene Ontology annotation, biological process: multicellular organism development; canonical Wnt signaling pathway; cell fate commitment.